ACCGUACUGACAGACUAACACCGGUUAUGUGGUUAUGUUGAAGUUAAGUGCGGGGUCAUCUAUUGUUUAUUGUUUAUAAAUAUUUAUAGUGUAGAUAUUAUUUUUUUUAAAACAAAUGGAUCUUAAUGAAUUGUUGAGCAAAUGUGCAUUAGCAAACAAACCUGACAAGAGGAAGACAGAAGAAUUGGAGAAAAAAGAAGAUCAAUUGUUUCAAAAAAUGUAUAAAGAGUGGAAGGGUACUAAAGCAGAGGAUAAGGAUCUAACUUACAAAGUUAUUCCCAAAUUUUAUUUUAAACUCCCAAAAGAAGAUGAAAUACUGCCACAAAAGUUACGGGAAGAGACGCGUGCCUUAUUCCUACAGAAAAGAUCUCGCCAACUCCUUGAUAAUAAUGAAUUGAAGGCACUUUGGGUCCUCUUGGACAAACAUCAUAGUCCUCCUCUUUCCGGGGAAGAACAAUUAAUAAAUUAUGAAGAUUUCAAGAAAGUUGGUGCUCUAGCUGGACUUAAGUGUGCUCCAUAUUUUACUGCGGUUGUUUUUGCUAAAUUGCAACAAGGAGAUCCACAUGGGCGUAUCAGCAUCAUGGCACUGUUCAACUACGUCAUGAGGAAAGUCUGGUUGCAUCAAACAAGAAUUGGCCUCUCUCUAUAUGAUGUCACCGGUCAAGGAUACCUGAGAGAAUCCGAUCUAGAGAACUAUAUUCUAGAGUUAAUUCCAACCUUACCACAGCUUGAAGGACUGGAAAAGUCAUUCCAUUCUUUCUAUGUUUGUACAGCGGUGCGAAAGUUCCUAUUUUUUUUAGAUCCACUCAGAACCGGGAGGGUACGAAUACAAGAUAUUUUAGCAUGCAGUUUUCUAGAUGACCUGUUGGAGUUGCGUGAUGAGGAUUUGCCUAAAGACUUGCAAGAAGCAAACUGGUUUUCCGCACCAUCUGCCUUGAAAGUCUAUGGCCAAUAUCUCAACCUAGAUCGGGAUCAUAAUGGCAUGCUCAAUAAAGAGGAACUUUCCGGGUAUGGCACAGGGACACUGACUGGAGUCUUUCUGGAGAGAGUAUUUCAAGAGUGUUUGACAUACGAGGGCGAGAUGGACUACAAAACCUACCUCGACUUCGUUCUCGCAUUGGAAAACCGUCAUGAGCCACAAAGUUUACACUAUCUCUUUCGUAUUCUCGAUAUCAACAACCGUGGAUAUCUCGAUACGUUUUGUCUCAACUACUUUUUUCGGGCGAUCCAGGAGCAAAUGACAAUGCACGGGCAAGAACCUGUCAGUUUUGAGGAUGUGAAGGAUGAAAUAUUUGACAUGGUCAAACCACUGGACCCCUGUAGAAUAACUUUACAGGACCUUUUAUCCUGCGGUCAAGGUGAUACAAUGGUUAGCAUUCUAAUCGAAUUCCAUGGUUUCUGGGCCUACGAAAAUCGAGAAGCUAUGGCAGCGGACAAUGGAGAUGAAUCUUCGCACGUUUGACAACUUCUUUGAUGGAAACUGCAGAUCUCUGAUCACACUUCUGUAAAUUCUCCUCGACCCCUAACGUGUCAUUUUUGAGACUGAAAUAUAUGUGAUUGAUAAAACUUUGAA
Messenger RNA from Athalia rosae (coleseed sawfly), 1573 nucleotides. RefSeq names its product serine/threonine-protein phosphatase 2A regulatory subunit B'' subunit gamma-like. Gene Ontology annotation, cellular component: centrosome; spindle. The transcript is spliced from 7 exons. Bases 116 to 1462 code for a protein of 448 amino acids. Lineage: Eukaryota; Metazoa; Arthropoda; Insecta; Hymenoptera; Athaliidae. The record is from RefSeq and is a predicted model, not a curated record. Gene Ontology annotation, biological process: T cell homeostasis; positive regulation of B cell differentiation; regulation of dephosphorylation.